Messenger RNA from Mesorhabditis spiculigera, 522 nucleotides. Lineage: Eukaryota; Metazoa; Nematoda; Chromadorea; Rhabditida; Rhabditidae. The record is from the annotation of a GenBank genome assembly.
AUGUUCUUCCACUUGGCCCUCGACCACGAGGUGUCCCUCCACCCCAAAUACUUCGGCCCGCAACUACACGACACGAUCAAGAACAAGCUGUUCAGUGAGGUGGAGGGCACGUGCACAGGCAAAUACGGCUUCGUGAUCGCCGUCACAACAAUUGACACGAUCGGCCAUGGUAUUAUUCAACCAGGUCGCGGCAGCGUCAUCUACCCAGUAAAAUACAAGGCCAUCGUCUUCCGGCCGUUCAAAGGACAAGUGAUGGACGCUGUCGUGAAUCAGGUGAAUAAACUGGGCCUUUUCUGCGACAUCGGACCGCUGCAAUGCUUCAUCUCACGGCAUUGUAUCCCGCCAGACAUGCAUUUCGAGCCCAACGCCAUGCCCCCAUGCUACAAGACCACCGACGAGUCGCAGAUCAUCAAGACUGAUGACAAUAUCCGGGUAAAACUAAUCGGCACUCGUGUUGACGCCAAGGAAAUUUUUGCAAUCGGCACGUUGAUGGACGACUAUCUGGGACUCUGCCCGCCUGAA